Molecule: messenger RNA, 2298 nt
Organism: Cataglyphis hispanica
Lineage: Eukaryota; Metazoa; Arthropoda; Insecta; Hymenoptera; Formicidae
Gene: Rsph4a
Product: radial spoke head protein 6 homolog A
Exons: 10
Coding region: 705-2117 (470 amino acids)
Biological process (GO): axoneme assembly; cilium assembly; cilium movement involved in cell motility
Cellular component (GO): axoneme; radial spoke
Source: RefSeq, a predicted model, not a curated record
UUUCGCGACACAGGAUGAUGCUGAAUGAGAAAAAACGGAUGAACAACGCCGAUUAAAAAAAAUCAGUUGAGCUGAUAUAACUUACCAAACAAUGACAGCUUGCGUAGCGGUUACGUUACUACGAUAAUAUUAUACUGAGUAUCCGGCGAGAUGUGACGUCGCAUCCAAUUUUGCGAGCUGGUUGCAUGCAGUGAGACGUAGAAAAUAGCAUAAUAAGAAUGAACUAUUCUUAUAGCGUAGAAGAGAUACCUUCUGACGACGUUCCCAGCGUGGAACACGACAUUCGACGCGCGAAGAAAUUUCUUCAGAAACACAGCACAGAAUCGGGUGACAGCUUAUACGACCACCUAACUGAACUUUUAACAAAACUACUUGCUGAGCAACCGCGAAACGCAAUCGAUAUUUUCGAGGAAUAUAGCAGAAAAUUGAAGGAGGAGAGAUUUAAGACUAAGACGGAUCAUCUUCGAGAUCUGUAUGUACCACCGGUACAGUACGAAGAUGCCAAGAAGCUCAUUAAGCUCUUCCAGGUGCGGUCUGACAAGUAACGGAUAAUGAAACCGCGAUACAUAGCGAGUUUUCUUCGGAUAAAUAAUAUGCAAAUGACGCAAACGAUGCAAACUAUAAUCUUCGUUUUACUGUGCCUUUCAAUCUUCCUGCAAUCAUGACAGAGUGUAAAGCAGAUUGACGAGGAUGAUCAGGAGAGAAUGGGGGACGAGGAGGAGGACGAUAAGAAAAAGAAGUAUCCCGACAUGUUGGAUCUUUUGUUCUACUUAGAGCAAACGGGUGUAGGGUUGCCGCGACACGAAAUGGUGUUGCUUAAUUUAUCGAUUCGGAAGUUUGCCUCCACAAUGCCGGUUGAAAAUAUUAGGUUUUGGGGUAAAAUACUUGGAAAACCCAAAAAUUAUUACGUAGUAGAGGCCGAAUUUCAAGCGGACGAGAUUGCUCGAAGAUUAGAGCAAGAGAAAGAAGAAGUACAAAGAGAGGAAGAGGAACCCGAAACCGAUGCGGCAACAAAAUUCGCAGAGGAAGAAGCCGUGGCAAAAAACGAGACAGAAGCCGUGGAUGAAACUGAAAUCCCGCUCGAGGAUACUAAAAUAGGAAAAUCCUUAGAGCUUGUCUUUCCUCCUCUGCCUGUUAAUCUGUGGAGACCGUUGCCGGAAAUACCGGCUGAAAAAAUCGGGAGCGGUGUAAAUAAAAAAGUAUAUUUUGUAUGCAACGCGCCUGGGUUGGACGAGUGGAUCGAACUUCCGCCGGUUACGCCGCAGCAGAUAGUAAUUGCACGACAGAUUGUCCGAUACUGUACGGGAAACUUGGAGACACCGAUUCACAGUUUCCCGCCGUUUCCCGGUACCGAGAAAAAUUACCUUCGCGCACAAAUUGCAAGGAUCAGUGCGACCACUCACGUUUCGCCGAUCGGCUUUUUCACAUUCGGCGGAGAAGCCGAGGAAGAAGAGAUGGAAGAAGAGAAAGACGUAGCACCUUAUAUAGAAGGAGAUUUAUUGGAAAACAUGCAUUAUGAACCGUUGUCGAUCAAGGAUCUCGUAGAUCCAAAUAUGUCGAAUUGGUGUCAUCAUAGCCCGUAUAUUCUCGAACAAGGACGAAUUAUCUGGUGGACUCCCGAGAAAGAGGAAGAUAUUGUGGACGAAGAACUCGAGGAGGAAGAUGAAGGGGAGAAAGAUGAAGUCAAGACGAUCGGGAAAGAAACCGGACCACCUCUCUUAACUCCUUUAUCCGAAGAUGCCAUUGUUGAUUCCGUGAUACCGUGGACUGCUAAACAAUCGUCAUUCCUGCAACCAGAUAUUGCAAUAGCUUUAGUUAGAUCAAAUGUAUGGCCUGGAGCUUUUGCAUUCGCUGUCGGAAGACGCUUCGCGAAUGUGUACAUCGGUUGGGGCCACAAACACAACGCGUACAAUUAUAGUCCUCCCAAUAUGCCGCCUAUCCAAGAUCAGUAUAAAAUCGGCCCGGAAAUCAUGGAAAUCCGCGAUCCCACCGUCGACGAAGAAGGCUUAUAUCGACAGGCUAUGGAGCCAAUAGAACGAGAAGAAGAGAUAUUAGUUGAAGAGGAGGAGGAAGACGAAGAAGAGGAUGAAGAGGAAGAUGAGGAAGAGCGCGAAUAAUUUUCUUCGCGUACGUCGCGCGAUUCAAAUGCGAUAUAUUCUCCCGUUUGAAUACGUUAAAUCAAAUAUUUAAAUCAAAUAUUCUUCCACAGAGUGCACUACAGGAUUGUUGCAACUUGGCGUAUCGAUAAUGUAGGUUUCAGUUUAAGCAUUCCAAAUAAUAUUAUCAAACUAAGAGAAU